AUGAUGCUCCAUGGGACCAUGUCUCUCACCUGGCAGAGGAUCCUUGUGAUCAAGCUUUUGGCAUCUGCUCACAUGCUCACUUUGCUUUGCCUAGCAUUUGAGAAACUCCCUCCCCCCCAAAUUUGAACCCUAGCGCAAGAUCUAAACAAACCUCCUCCUGAUUCAGCACUGACAGCCACCAGAGGCUGUCCCUCAUUCAAGAUCUCAUCAAAAUACUAUGCGAUCUAACAACACCUUCUUGGAAACUUCAAGGUGUUGUUAAUGGGGGACAGAGAUGAUUAAGGGGCAACAGUUCAAUCAGACAUCCACACAGUGGUUUAUUCCUUUGGACAUGGUUGCGACGAGUUGGCGGUGGACCAACGUGCGCAUUUAUGCUAGUGACAGAGAUUAAAGUCUGAUGUCACAUGGGAGGACGGUGGGAGGAUCGCCGCGGAUGCAGAAGAAAUUGAGCGAGAGUGAAUGAAUCAGCGCAGCUGAUGAAGCUGAAAGCGAAAAAUACCAGCUCCCCCACAGAUCUGGAGCGUGGAGUGUCUCAGACCUGACCUCCCUCCGUUGUGGUUUGUAGAUUGUAAGUUUCAGAAUUGAACUUGGGGAAAGCAAACAUUGAUCUAGAAAAUGCAUCAGGGCAGUCUGAAAUCGGCUGUUCGCCGAUCAUUAAGCAGGUCUCUUCUAUUGCCCUCUGUUGAUGAUAAUGAAACAAUCCAGACUAGAGCAAAUGGGAAGGCCAAAGUUACGGCUGCCGUUGGGUCUAUAUCGGCAAGAGCUCACCAAGGCCGAGAUCCAACUCCUGCAAAGGGCAACGAAGAAGAAGAAAAGGCCUUGGCCUACAGAAACAGCAGUGAUUUUCAGCUUAUGCAGGUGUCCAGAGAAGCUCACAAAUUGACCCAGAUGAUUGAUUCAUGGUCAAUGGCUAGGCAUGUUGGGGGUAGUUCUGAAUUUUUCGCAGAAGAUCUUCUUAGAGGUGCAAUAGGUCUGCAGGAGUCACUGGACAUGCUCAAAAAGCUUCAGGAUGUAUCAAAGAAAGUGCCUCAGGUGAGUAAUAAGCAGAAACAGAAUAUCGUGGACAAGAGAUACGAAAAGAUGUCGCCACAAGAAUUCGGCUAUGAAGGAUUCAGAGUUGGUGAUUACCAAAGAAGAAUCUGUGAGCCACGAGUUUCAUCUGAUGACUUUUCGAGAAGUUGCAUUGAAGAGCUGAAACAAGUCAUCAAAGAGAGUCUUCACAAGCAAAAUAUAAUGUUUGAUGAUGAUGAUAAGAAUUCCUCUAGUAGAUCAAUGCAAUACAGUGCAAUUAGUAAUUUGGAGGAUAAGUUCCUUCGACAAAACAUGGAGCCACUUAAUUCUUCUGGGCAACCAAAGAAAGCUAGAUCUUCAAAUCUAGUUGCUAAGCUUAUGGGCUUGGAAGAAACCCCUUUGAAAACUAUUCAACCUGUCAAAAAAAAAGAAAAGAACUUUGUGAGCCCACCGAGGCCUAGGUUUGAUAUAGAAAUGCCUAAAGCAAGGAAGUCACACUUUCUUGUUCAGAAUAACGAACAACAAGACAACAGACUAGAUAACCUCGUCGAGACUAUGCAUUUCAAAGGACUUGUGAAGCGAAGCCAUAUUGAAGAAAAAGGACUUGUGAAGCGAAGCCAUAUUGAAGAAAAAGGACUCGAGCCGACGUUCUUUAGUACUGAAGAACUGGAACAAUGCGGGAGAAACUUACAAAGGGUUGAUCAGCUGCCACCAAUUGUGAUAAUGAAGCCUCUGCAUUGGCACGGCCGGGAUAACAAUGUCCAGAAUGAAACUCUUGCGAAUGCCUUGAUGCAAGAUAAGAUCCAAGAAAUUAAAUUGGUCAAGGAGAAUAAUAGACCGGAUUAUCAUAAACAUAUUUUAGCCGAGAAGCAAGAACUGAAAGAAUGGAAGCAUAUGGAGAGGCAUGUCGCUAAAACAUUACCCUAUUAUGUUGACAACAAACAGCAAAGGAAAAAGGUGAUUGUUACUCAGAAGCUGAACAGCAAGGAGACAAAACCGGCAAGACUAAAUAUGAAGCAGCAGGAAGAUAAGGGAGUUCAAGCAACAAGGAACAAAGUGCUUAAUCCUAAGACUUCUAUGGUGCAACUGAAGCAUAAUGGAGAACCACAACAUCAGGAUCCCAAGUCUCAUUACAGAACCACAGCAAAAGCAAUCACCAAUUCUUCAAAAGAUACAGCAGCCAAGUCAGGAGUAAAAGCAACUAGGAGAGCUGCCAUUGCCAUUUCUGCAAAUGAGGACACGAAAUGCAAUGAGAGUGACACUGCAAUUAAACAUUGCAUCAAGGUGAAUGAUAUUCUAAAAGCUGUGUGUGGUUCCAAUGGCAGCAUACUCGUCGAGCAGAUGAAUAAAGAAAAAAAGUCCUCAAAUUCAGCUGCAGAUAACCUGAACAAAGACCCUGAAAUAUUUGCCGAGGCUAUACCGAAGACCAACCAUGACAUACAAAUUUCUAAAUUAAAAGAAAUCGUUGAGCUACCUGAUUGCAAGAAAGUUGGAGUAGAGUCCACUGUAGGAGAUGAGCUCAAGAGUGUUCUUCUGAGCAGCCAAUCAUUUCUGAGCUGUGUAAAGAAGCUAUUCGGUGUUGAUGCUACUAGAUCUAUCAACUAUCAGAAAGAAAGUGCAAGCAUGGAUAGGAAAAUACACUCUAAGCUAUACCUAGACAUUUCAGAGGAGCUAAUGGCACGGAAAUACCUCCAGUUGAAGAAUACAUUUCAUCCCUUGAUGCAAGCCCAAUCAUGGGGGAGGAUAACAUACUUCUCCAUUGACAAAUUGGUGGAAGAAAUUAAUAAAGAGAUCAGCAAAUUGGCAAGCUACAGUGAACUACAGAGUAUUGAUGCUUGUGAAGGUAGCCUCUACAUAAGUUUGGAGAGAGAGCUGACGUCGAAGGAUACUAUCAUAAAUUCUGUAUGGGAUAUCGGAUGGGACUGUUGGAUAUGCUUCGAAGAGGCGGACCAAGUUGUUGAUGAGGUUAGCAAGCAAAUAUUUUCUCGGCUCAUUGAGGAGGCUGCACUGGAGUUGACACAAGAUUGCAUCUAGUGAACUAUCUUUUACACAUAAUCUCUAGUUGCUGUUUCUACUAUGAAGAACAUUGAUGUGCUGAUUGUACAGGGCAAAUCAAGUGUUACACAGAAUUUGUCCUUUUUGUGUUUUUCUUGCAUAUAGAGAUUGAUAUAUAAUGAUCGAUGAAUUAAAGGUUA
Molecule: messenger RNA, 3206 nt
Organism: Zingiber officinale
Lineage: Eukaryota; Viridiplantae; Streptophyta; Magnoliopsida; Zingiberales; Zingiberaceae
Exons: 7
Coding region: 616-3045 (809 amino acids)
Source: RefSeq, a predicted model, not a curated record